Messenger RNA from Dovyalis caffra, 228 nucleotides. The record is from the annotation of a GenBank genome assembly. NCBI's taxonomy places the organism in Eukaryota, Viridiplantae, Streptophyta, Magnoliopsida, Malpighiales, Salicaceae.
AUGGCUUACCGGGACAUACUUCUAGUGGGAGCGCCGCACGCCGAAGGCGCCGGCCGCGAAGAAGCUCAGCGAGGCACGCGUAAGCGUGAAGGGUUGGCCUGUUGUGUAGGAGAAGGCGCCGAGGCUGGUGGCGUUAGGGGUGCUUGGCAUGGUGGCAGGUGUGGGAAGGCUCGUUUGCUACGGGCAUUAGGGCGCCAUCGGCGUGCGUGGCUAGGUAGGAGUCAGUAA